Molecule: messenger RNA, 2342 nt
Organism: Musa acuminata subsp. malaccensis (wild Malaysian banana)
Lineage: Eukaryota; Viridiplantae; Streptophyta; Magnoliopsida; Zingiberales; Musaceae
Source: RefSeq, a predicted model, not a curated record
CUCCUCGCCUUCACCGCUUCUGAUGCCGAGCAGUUGUACCUGUCCCUCGUACGCCCAUCACCAUCAACCUCAGCAUUUAUAGGAAGCUGCGGGAUGGCAGCAGCUGUAGCCGAGGCGGUCGGGUUGCAAUGGAGAUAGAAGCACCGGCCUCCUCCUCGGAGCUGCACGUCGCGUCGGCGGCGGCCUACUUGGUGUGGGAGGACGUCACGGCCGUGCUGCCAAACUACGGCGGUGCCCGACAGCCUAAGAAGUUGAUAGACGGCCUAAGCGGGUACGCGGUGCCUGGCCGGAUCAUGGCCAUCAUGGGGCCGUCCGGCUCCGGCAAGUCCACUCUUCUCGACUCUUUGGCAGGGAGGCUUGGAAGGAAUGUUGUUUUGACCGGAAGGGUGCUUCUCAAUGGAAAGAAGAGAAGGUUGGACUACGGUGUGGUGGCAUACGUGAGACAAGAAAAUGUGUUUCUUGGAACCCUCACUGUCAGAGAAACCAUUACCUAUUCAGCUCAUCUGAGGCUCCCGGCCACCAUGAGCAAGAAGGAGGUGGCAAGUGUAGUCGAAGGGACGAUAGAAGAGAUGGGCUUGCACGACUGUGCCGACCGUGCGAUAGGAAAUUGGCAUUUAAGAGGGAUAAGCGGUGGAGAGAAGAAGAGGCUAAGCAUUGCACUUGAGAUACUUAUGCGUCCUCGUCUUCUGUUCCUCGAUGAACCAACGAGUGGACUUGACAGUGCCUCAGCUUUCUUUGUGAUCCAGACACUCAAGCAGAUUGCACUCGACGGCAAUAAGACCAUCAUCUCCUCCAUCCACCAGCCUAGCAGUGAAGUUUUUGCUCUCAUUGAUGACCUCUGCCUACUGUCAGGAGGAGAGGCUGUCUAUACUGGAGAUGCUAAGCUGGCCACCAAGUUCUUUGCAGAAGUUGGAUUUCCCUGUCCUAGCAGAAGAAAUCCUUCCGAUCACUUCCUUAGAUGUAUAAAUUCUGAUUUUGAUCAUGUUAAUACCACAAUGAAAGGCUCAAUGAAAUUACAUGAGGAGGCAGAAUCAUCUAUAGAUCCUUUGUCAAAGUUAGGCACCUCAGAGAUCAAAGCUAUUCUUAUCCAAAGAUACAAGAGCUCAGAGUAUGCCAUGGCAACCAAAAGGCAAAUACAAGACAUAUCCAAGAUAGAAGGGCUUAUAUUUGAAUCAGAAAAAGGGAGCCAAGCUUCUUGGUGGAAGCAACUCAGAACUCUCACAAAGAGGUCUUUUGCAAACAUGUCGAGAGACAUCGGAUAUUACUGGUUAAGGAUCAUAAUUUACAUGGUUGUAUCUGUGUGCGUCGGCACCAUUUACUUUGAUGUUGGCACAAGUUACACUGCCAUACUGGCGAGAGCUUCUUGCGGCGGUUUCGUCUCAGGCUUCAUGACAUUCAUGUCCAUCGGAGGAUUUCCAUCCUUUAUCGAAGAGAUGAAGGUCUUUACAUGCGAAAGACAAAAUGGCCACUACGGAGUCGCAGCAUACAUCCUCUCUAACUUCCUCUCCUCAUCACCAUUCUUGGUUGCAAUUGCCUUCGCUAGUGGAUCGAUAACCUACUUCAUGGUGAAGUUUAGAAAUGGUUUCUCGCACUUUGCCUACUUCACUAUAAGUCUUUACGCCAGCAUUGCGGUGAUAGAGAGCUUGAUGAUGAUUGUCGCAUCACUUGUGCCUAAUUUCUUGAUGGGCAUCAUAACUGGAGCUGGCAUCAUUGGAAUUAUGAUGAUGACGGCAGGGUUCUUUCGCUUGCUACCAGAUCUUCCGAAGCCUGUUUGGCGAUAUCCAGUUUCCUUGAUCAGCUAUGGUUCAUGGGCAUUGCAGGGAAACUACAAGAAUGAUUUGAUAGGGCUUAAGUUCGACCCGUUAAUCCCCGGAGAUCCCAAACUAAGCGGGGAGUAUAUUAUCGAAAACAUCUUCGGAAUCAGCUUAAACCGGUCGAAGUGGAUAGAUCUAAUGGCCAUCUUCGUCUUGCUCAUAUCGUACCGAGUUCUCUUCUUUCUUAUCUUGAAGCUUAGAGAGAAGAUAUCGUCGGUGUUCCGAAUGAUCUACGUGAGAGCAACUCUGAAACAGAUAAUGAAGCCAAAGCGGAGGACGAUGUCCUUCUCGUUGAGGCACUCAACAGAGCAUCCCAUGGCUUUGGGAGAAGGACUGAGCUCCCCACUUCCAUGACAUCAACUUCUAGUAGAUACUGAAACUGUUAAAGCUGGUGCAGAGCUUGCUAUCUAUUGUAAUAAUGCAAGGAGCUUUGCUGUAGGACUUGCUCUCUCAAGUCUUCCUGCUUUGCUUCUUGUUAGGUUGAUGGAUGCACAUUGCUUCAUCCAUUUACAUUAUUAAGCAUCAAUU